Messenger RNA from Candidula unifasciata, 981 nucleotides. The record is from the annotation of a GenBank genome assembly. Lineage: Eukaryota; Metazoa; Mollusca; Gastropoda; Stylommatophora; Geomitridae.
AUGAGUUUCCGUAAGAUGAAAGACACAAUUGACUAUGGAGACACUGUAAUUUUACACAUCGGUUAUGAUAAUAUGCUGCCUAUUAUGAUUGCCAAAGGAGAGACCAUGCAGACAAAGUUUGGUGCAGUCAAACAUUCCAGCCUGGUAGGGAAACAGUACGGAACUAAAAUACAGUGUUCCAAAGGCUGGGUUUUCGUCCUGCAGCCAACACCAGAACUGUGGACGUUGAGUUUGCCACAUCGUACACAGAUCCUGUAUUCAACUGAUAUCAGUAUGAUUAUCUUCCAGUUGGAUCUGAAGCCGGGAUCUAUUGUGGCUGAAGCAGGCACUGGUAGUGGUUCAUUAUCUCAUGCUAUUCUUCGCACAAUCCAGCCAUCGGGGCAGCUUCUGACAUUUGAGUUUCAUGGAGAAAGAUGUGAUAAAGCCCGGCAGGAGUUUGCUGAACAUGGCCUCUCAGAAUUUGUCACAGUAACCCACAGAGAUGUGUGCGGGGAAGGCUUUCAACUCGAUCACCUUGUUGAUGCCGUGUUCCUUGAUCUGCCAAAACCAUGGGAAUGCAUUGCAAGUGCUAAAAAUGCCAUUAAGAGAGAAGGUGGAAGAAUCUGUACAUUUUCACCCUGCAUUGAACAAGUGCAACGUAGCUGUGAGGAGCUGUCCAAAAAUAACUUCACUGACAUUGUCACAGUGGAAUGUUUAGCAAGGAACUUUAACAUUCAGUAUGCCAAACUUCAGAAUGUACUCCCGUCUGAUGUACCACUGGCUGCAAAUGGUGAUAGUGUAAACUGUGGUACAGAGGAGGAUGAAUCAAAACAAAAGUCACACAAGAAAGUCAAGAAGGCACCUGAGAGUUUUUUAAACAAGGCUCAAGAUAAUCAGGUCAAAACAGCUGUUCACAACUACUGUUUUUCAAGUGCCAUUCCGACAAUUGCAAUGCAAGGACACACAGGCUUUCUGACGUUUGCAUCAUUGUAUUAUCAUUAA